GUAACCCUAUUUUAUAACUUGUGUUUGUUUCUGCUUAUAAUGCAAGCCAUGGGUGGCGAUCCUUUCUACUGCCCCCAAGUUUUUGUUCUAAAUUUCUGCAGCAAGGAAAAUAUACAAAAACAGUGUCAAUAAAAAUUCCUACUGGAAUAUACAAAUAAGUCAGUAUUUCAAGUCGCUUAGUGUGAUGUCAGAUAAUCACAUGUCAUGCGACACUACAGCGCAGAAUGUCGUGGUGUCUAUGGCAACGCUGAAGCCUAGCAAGUUAACAGCGGACAAGGAUCUCUUUCAGCAGCAGCAAGUGUACAGUAACAGAGAUGCCAAGACUGAGCCUUGUAGCACCCUUCAUUCCAGAGGAUAGCUUCUAGAAGAAUGUAAUGGAGAAACAACCCUCUGGGACAAGCCAAAAAAUAGGAGAAAGUCUGUGAAAUUGCUGGGUAUACUUUAUAAGUUCAGAGAAAUGUACUUGCCUGCACUGAACAUCUCAAGCUACUUUUGUUGUAUGCAUGCAUUUUACAUCUGCUGAUCAUGGCACACCUUCUUGGAAAUCAAGAUUGUAUGGAUAGCUUAAGGAAGGACAUCACUGAUUUACAGGCUGCAAUUAUUGAUGCCUUUUCCCGUGUUGGAGCAGUGAGGUAUCCCUCUUGGAAGUUUCCUGACAAAAUCUCAUGUGAUUUGGAUCUAGUCAUGCUGCUAGAACAGUAUGACUUUGUAGAGGAGGAUCCUGAGUUCACACAACACUCUCACAUCGUAUUGUUUGAAAUUGUGAUUGACAGGUAA
Messenger RNA from Protopterus annectens (West African lungfish), 777 nucleotides. It is a transcript of the gene CCDC157, whose product is annotated as coiled-coil domain containing 157. Lineage: Eukaryota; Metazoa; Chordata; Ceratodontiformes; Protopteridae. Bases 526 to 777 code for a protein of 83 amino acids. The record is from RefSeq and is a predicted model, not a curated record. The transcript has 3 exons.